Messenger RNA from Hypanus sabinus (Atlantic stingray), 5245 nucleotides. It is a transcript of the gene rhobtb1, whose product is annotated as Rho related BTB domain containing 1. The transcript is spliced from 7 exons. Gene Ontology annotation, molecular function: GTP binding; ubiquitin protein ligase binding; GTPase activity. The coding region runs from base 224 to 1918 and encodes 564 amino acids. NCBI's taxonomy places the organism in Eukaryota, Metazoa, Chordata, Chondrichthyes, Myliobatiformes, Dasyatidae. Gene Ontology annotation, cellular component: cytoplasm. Gene Ontology annotation, biological process: regulation of proteolysis; small GTPase-mediated signal transduction; proteasome-mediated ubiquitin-dependent protein catabolic process. The record is from RefSeq and is a predicted model, not a curated record.
GUCCGCCCGCCGGGCUGCACCUCACUUGACGGAGGCUGAGGGGGUGGAUGGGCAAGAGGCAGAGCGAGCCGAGCAAACCGAGUCCACCGGCGGAAUGAGAUAAAAAAAACCCACCCGCCGUUACCGUCCGAAUUGGGGACAAAGAGAGCGCGUUGCAGAGAGAGAGAGAGAGAGAGAAAGGAAGAAAGGAGACGGCGAGGAAGCGGGAAUAAGCUUACUGUAAAUGGAUGCCGCUAUGGAUUAUGAAAGGCCAAAUGUUGAAACCAUCAAAUGUGUCGUUGUUGGAGACAAUGCAGUAGGAAAGACACGACUUAUCUGUGCAAGAGCAUGUAAUACCACCUUAACCCAGUACCAACUACUAUCAACACAUGUCCCCACUGUAUGGGCAAUUGAUCAGUAUCGUGUUUGUCAGGAGGUCCUUGAACGUUCCCGUGAUGUUGUAGAUGAAGUUAGUAUAUCACUUAGACUGUGGGACACGUUUGGUGACCACCAUAAGGACAGGCGUUUUGCAUAUGGCAGGUCCGAUGUGGUGGUCCUAUGCUUCUCAAUUGCUAACCCCAACUCCCUUAACCAUGUAAGAACAAUGUGGCUUCCUGAAAUCAAGCACUUUUGUCCACGAACACCAGUUGUCUUAGUUGGCUGUCAGCUGGAUUUGCGUUAUGCUGAUCUUGAAGCUGUAAAUCGUGCACGACGCCCUUUAGCAAGACCAAUAAGACCCAAUGACAUUUUACCUCCUGAGAAGGGCCGAGAGGUAGCCAAAGAACUUGGGAUCCCAUAUUACGAGACCAGUGUGUUUGAUCAAUUUGGCAUCAAGGAUGUAUUCGAUAAUGCUGUCAGAGGUGCACUGAUAUCUAGGCGGCACCUACAGUUCUGGAAAUCUCACUUGAAGAAGGUGCAGAAGCCUUUACUCCAGGCUCCAUUCCUGCCACCUAAACCACCACCCCCAGUUAUGAAAAUUCCAGACAGUCCUGUGAGUGCUUUUAGACCUAGCCAUCUGCUCAACAAUCCACUGUGUGCUGAUGUUAUAUUUGUGCUUCAGAACCAGAUUAAAAUCUAUGCUCACAAAGUAUACCUGGCUACCUCAUCAUCAAAAUUUUAUGAUCUGUUUUUGUUGGACCUAUCUGGUGACUCUCAAACAAAUGAUGAGAAACCUGUGAAAUCUGGUCGGGACCAUUUGAUGAGAACUUUGAGUCUUGAUACAGAUGACGAUGGUGGUGAGGUUGGUGUUAGCUCAAUGCAUUGCACUCUAAGAGCAUCCAAGAGUGAUGGCAUUUUGAAAGUGAGCAUGCCUGAAGAUGAAUCCACUGCAGUGAAGGAAAUGCAGACAGGAAAAGAGUUAUCUUCAUGGAGCAAGGCCUUUACUUAUAUUCAUGAAGAAGUCUUGGAGAACCCUGUAACAAAAAGGACAGGUCUUAUUACAGUGGUUAGGAUGGACCAAUCAAUCCAGCCAGGGCCCUAUGAAGCUGUAUUACGAUUCCUUUACACAGGAGAGUUGGAUGAAAAUGAAAAAGACCUGAUGAGAAUUGCACAAAUAGCAGAGAUUUUGGAAGUUUUUGAUUUGCGUAUGAUGGUUGAAAAUAUUCAAAAUAAAGAAGCCUUUAUGAAUCAGGAGAUCACAAAAGCAUUUCAUGUCAGGAAAGCAAACCGGAUAAAAGAAUGCUUAGCGAAGGGAACUUUUUCUGAUGUAACUCUUAAAUUAGAUGAUGGGAGUAUAAAUGGCCAUAAGUCUCUGCUAAUUUCCAGUUGUGAAUGGAUGGCAGCUAUGUUUGGAGGAUCUUUCCUGGAGAGUUCCACCAAAGAGGCCACAAACUUAUCAAUCACCCCUGCUGUGGACACUUACUGGAGGUCCAAGAUCCAUAUGCUCCACGACCGCUGGACUAAGUGUGUAAAUGCUGGAGAGGACUAUGUAGAAAAAUAAAUGUGCUAGGUUUUCUAAAAUUGACUCCUACUUUAGGCCAUGAACUUAUCAAUCACCCCUUGUAAUACCACACAUGGAAACUGAUUGUUUAAAAAGGGAAGUACUUUCAAGUGUAAGAAGCAUCUAAAGUAACAUAUUCCACUAGUAUUUAAGUGCAGCAACCUAUUUUCUUUCAUAAAUACAUAAAAGCUUUUCAUUCAACAGAGAUCCAGUCAGCUUCUGAUUGUGAUUAGCACACUGAAGCUUAUGCGCAGUAUUAUGUUUCAGUUCUUAAUUCCUCAAAGUUGUUUGUUAAAGUGUUUCAUUAGUGACUGGAGCUACAUCAAUUACGAGAAAGUUUGUCAUAGGCUUUUGAAGUCUCGUUAAUCUUGUGCAAUCCUGCAGACAGCCCAGCCAUAAGUCACUGCAGCUUGCUGGAUAUUAUUCAAAAUCUCAAGGUAGAAAGGCUUCAUAUUUCUGAAUCUGAAUUAACAUGAAGGUGGAAUUAUCUGACUCCUUAGUCAUGAUUAGAUGGGCAUGCAUGGGAACUAAAGAGGUUUUGCCAAGACAAGUUAGCUUUAGAUCUCAUUGCAGCUACGGUCCAUACAUGGAACAAAGAGCUGGACUCCAGAAAUGAGGUAAGAGUGAAUACAAUUUGAAAGCAUGAUAUGUUAUGAUAGCAUGUAGCACCAGAGAACUCUGGUAAUUGAAGUCGAUGCGCACCAGUAGGAAAACACUCGAAUGGCUGGAAUCUUUCCCCUCUCAAAUGAAGAUGAUAGAAUUUGUUGGAGGUCAAUCAUUCCAUCUUCUACACUUCACAGCCUGAAUACCUCAACCCAUUCUCCUAGCCCCAUGGACCAUCAGCUACUGCAGUGAAAAAAAAAGAUGCUGUAAAUUCACUGCAGGUCAGGCUGUGGGAGAAAAAAAUCAUGACCAAGUGCCUUUGACAUGAAACAUUAAAUCAUUCUCUUUUCACAGAUUUGCCUACCCCGCUGAAUACUUCUAGCAUUUUCUAAUUUUAUUUUGGUCUUUAAGGUUAAAUGUUGGGAAGUUUGACUGGGCAGUAUUUAAGUCUAUUUAAAACUCCUCGGCUAAUCUAUAAAUUCAUGCUUGCAUGCAGCAAGAUCAACAUUUGGGCAUGAGAUAAAAUGUAUACAUGAGAUCCUGAAAUGCUGGUAAUCUAUAGCAACUCUCAAAAAAAUGUUGGAGGAAUUCAGCAGGUCAGACAUCAUCUAUGGAAAGGAAUAAACAGUUGACAUUCCAGGCUGAGUUUCUUCUUCAGAAAUGAAAGGGUCUUCACCUAAAACGUUGGCAGUUUAUUCAUUUCCAUAGAUGUUGUCUGACCUGCUGAGUUCCUCCAGCAUUUUGUGUGUGUUCCAUAAUAUAAAACAUGGCAAAUAAUGUCCAGGCCAUGAGUAUCUCCAUCAAGCAAACACUAAACAUCUUCUCUGGUAUUCAGUGGUACUGAAUCUCACACUGUUAACACCUUGGGGUUCACCAUUCACUAGAUCAACCAUAGAGCAGAUGUUCUGCUGUGAGUUACUUGAUUCUGUGUAUCCCCAAAGCUUUUCACUAUCCACAAAUCAUAAUAAUGCAGUGCUGUCUGCUUGCCUGGUAACAGCACUCAGGAAGCUGGACACCAUUCAGAACAAAGCAGCCCAGUUAAUCAGUGCUCAUCAAUCAUCAAAAAUGCUCAUUCGCUCAUCAGUACCUCACCAUGGCUUCAGUGUGUGUUAUCUACAUUGUUACAUUUCUUACCUAGACAAAACAGCCAAAUCCAUAAUGGUUUUUAGCAAGAAAAACAGAAGGUUUAAGGUGCCUACGUUUUCCCCUCUAAGUUUCCUGACUUGGCUAUAAUUGUCAGUUCUUAAUUGUCAUUGGUGUCAAAUCCUGGAAUUCCCUAUUCAACAUUGUUAGCCAUCCUUAAUUGUGACCAAAGAACGGUAGUAAUUCAAAAUGUACUUGUCACAAUUAGGGAUGGGUAAUGAAUGUUGGUCUUAUCGGUGAUAUUCAUGCCCUGAUUUUUUUAAAAUUGCUUAAUGGUCUUGAUGAGAAUGCUGAGGCACGUCGACAAUCUUUUGGUGGAUCCAUUUCUGUUCUUUAGUGUUAGACCUAGUCUGUGGGAUUGAGUUGUAAUUUGGGAAGACCAAUGGCUAAAUGGCAGAGGCUUAGUUGUGAUGGUAAAGCUGAGGGUUUAUUGUGAGGAAAGGCAUGGAGCAUGGUAUCUGGUGGAGAGGACUAGCAACAGGGGAGUGGUAAGAUUCAGCUCCGUGUGCCAUUAACAUCAUGGGAUUUAGCAGCAAUAGAUAUUCCAAAGAUACAUUUGAUCUGCUUUUCUCUGUUACAAGCCAGAUGAAGUAUUAUACAAGUAAUAUAUUAUCCUAUGAAUUUAUGUGGAAAUUAUCAGUGACUAUAUGGUCAAAUUUCCAGAGUGUCUCAAAACAAUCUGCAAAUGGUUUUAAUCCAUUCAAGGGGGCUUUUAGGGUGAGGCAGGGGUGGUGAAGAUUGAAUAUUUAAUUCCAUAAUGUUAUUAUAAAAUGUUAAGUGUAAAUUUUGACACUUGAGAACAAAAAUACAGCAAAAUGAUUCUAAUAAUUGCAGUGCACUGACACAAUCACAUCGACAUGAAAUUGUAUAAGCAUCUAUAAAUCUGAAAUGAACUAAGGUUAAAACAGAAAGUUUUGAACACUGUACUCUAACGUUAUUACAGACUGAAUGCACUUGAAGUUUUGUAAGCUUGAAGUAAGUGGCUAACCCUCAGAACCACUGUGGUUAUUUGUUGGAGUAAUGGUAUCCUUGUGGUUUCUUGCUGAGAUUACAACAGGAGUCUUUUGGUCAUUCUGGAGUGUUUAGCAAACAUGAGCUGCUCAGUGCAAAGUAUUCCAUGCUGUAUUAACUGAAAAAGGUGUCUUAUGACCUGCAUUCAAAAUCUAUCACACAUGAAUGAAACAUAUCAAAUACAGUUUUUUUGUAAUUGUAUCAAAUUAAACAAAGUUAGUGAAUGUAAUGAAGUACUAAAUGUAGAUGAUCAAAAUGAAUUUACAACAGUAUCCUGUCACAACCAUCCAGAUUUGGAGUGAAGUGAUCUUAAUUCAGAUUUUGGACACUGCAAAUUUAUAUCAAUAUUUAAUAAUACUUAUUAACCACAUGAUCAUUUAGCAUUUGAGAACAAGUUCUUGUAAGAUAAUACAUUGCCUUCACUUGCAGGUCUACUUCCCCAGUACAAGCAAGGCUUGUAUGCAAGCAAUUCUGGAGUACCUGUACACCAGCCAAUUCUCAUUCAAUUCACAGCUUGAUCCAAUUGAGUUAAUUGCCCUGGCAAACAGGCUGUGCCUUCCACGUUUUGUG